AUGGCUUGGAGAUUCAAAGCCAGUAAAUACAAAAACGCGGCGCCGAUCGUACCCAAGCCGGAGACGUACGUUAGAGAUAUCUGUGUGGGCUCUUACCAGACUUAUGGAAACAAUAUCGCCGCUUCUGCCAAGUUUAUGGCUUUCAAUUGGGACCACGUAGGCUCCUGUUUGGCCGUGCUUCCUCUGGACGAUUCGGGCAGAAAGAGCAAAUCGAUGCCCCUUCUGCAAGCUCAUACCGACACCGUCACUGACAUUGCAUUUUCUCCAUUCCACGAUGGACUUUUAGCUACGGGUUCGCAAGACUGUUUGGUGAAACUUUGGCACAUUCCAAAAGAAGGACUGCAGGAAUCUCUUAGUAAUGCAGAAUGUACGUUUUCCCAUAAGCAACGUAGAGUAGAGCUCGUUGGUUUCCACCCAACGGCUGAUUUUCUUCUUCAUUCCACCUCGUACACUACAUUCACUUUGUGGGAUCUUUUAUCCGAACAAGAAAUCUUCUCCAACACAGACCCCACGGAGGUUAUCCAAUCGGUAAGCUGGAAGAGAGACGGUACUUUAGUGGCCACUUCCGCUAAAGACAAGCAGGUGAGAAUUUUGGAUCCGAGAACUGAAAACGCUUGCUUGAAAUCCGCAAACUCUCAUCCCGGGAUAAAAGAUUCGAAAGUAGUGUGGCUGGGUGAGCAAAAUAAAAUUUUGACCACCGGUUUCGAUGCUCAAAGACUGAGGCAAGUGAUAAUUAGGGAUUUACGUAAGUUCGAUGAAACUGAGAAAACGUUAGAGUUAGAUUGCUCGACUGGUAUACUCAUACCCCUUUACGAUGCUGAUACUGGAAUGUUAUUUUUGGCUGGAAAAGGGGAUACUACAAUUUUAUAUCUGGAAGUAACAGAUAAGGAUCCUUACCUUAUUGAAGGUUUGAAGCAUUCGGGUGAGCAAACAAAAGGUGUUUGUUUAGUGCCGAAAAGGUCGUUGAAUAUUAUGCAAGGAGAAGUGAAUCGGGUACUUCAAUUGACCAGCUCUUCAGUGAUUCCGAUAACUUAUCAAGUACCGAGGAAAAGCUACAGGGAUUUUCACGCUGAUAUUUAUCCCGAGACUCCUGGAUACAAGACUGACUUGGCUUCGUCAGAUUGGACACAAGGGAAGAAUAUUCCAUUGCAGAAAAUUUCCUUAGAUCCUUCGAAACGUGAAAAUGGCGAGGCACCUUUAGUGAUUCAUCGAGGUCCCCUCCAGCAAAUGCGAGAAGAAUUCAAAACCAAAAUGUUAAACUCCAAGCCCGACGUCAAGCCAAAAUUUAUACCCACUAAAAAACUAGACAAUCAUCCAGUAAGAGGCAUCAUCAGUAACUUCGAAAAAGAAAAGGACAACAAACAAAUCGAAGAGGAACAGAACAAUAUUAACGCUGAAAAAGAUAAUGAUAAUGACGAAAAGGUAAUAGCUCCUUCCAUUAUUCCCCCUAAACCUUUACCGAGAACGUCGAGAACUAGUUCUGUGUGCGAUACCCAAAUUACCGAGGAUUUGAAUAACGUUCCCAAGCCAGUGGCUAGACCUCGUACAAACAGUUGCGCUCCCGUUGUAACGUCUGUCAGUCCCGUCGCUCCCACCUCCGGAGGAUACAAGCCGAGGCUCGGUCCGAAACCGUUCACUCCGCCGAACCUCAACGACACGGAAAAUUCGUUUUCUAAAGUUUUCUCCGUGCCCGCCGUUCCCGGGCAGCCCUCGAACGCGCCCUCCACGGCUAGCGCCGACGAGAAGAAAAUCGAAACCGUCAAAGAAAAGUCUCCCACCGCGGAAACCAACGACAAAGUGGAGUUGAUCCACAGCAAAUCGGGCUCGAGCGGCGAAGAAGAAGCCAGCAGCGAUUCGGGCUACGUUCCGCGCACGCCCAGCACCGCCGAGCGAAGGAAGCUGUUCGAAUCUCGAUCGGAUUCGAAGGAGAACGAGCCCGACGAGGCGUCCGAUUCGGUGGAUUUCGAACGAGGCGGCCAGCGGGCCAGCAUCGCCGAAAGAAGGAGGCUCUACGAGAACCGAUCGGUUUCGGUGCAAGAACAGAGCUCCGAUAAGAAGGAGAGCUCUCCGGUGAUGCUUCGUCGGAAGGAUUCGUUCAAAAACAGGAAGUCCGUGGACGAUGUUUUGAAGGACGAUAACAACAGGAAAAGUAUGCCGGUGUCGAAGCAACAGAGCGCCGAUCCUGUCGGGUCUCGGAAAUCCGAAAUCGUCAUGCCGACGCCGAAGAGAACAUCGACUGUUUUCGGACGAGUAUCGAAAUUCAGGCACUUGAAAGGCACUCCUUUGCACAAAUCGUUUCACAUUGAGAACAUCAGGAACCUGAGCCGGCAGAUUCCCGGCGAAUGCGAUGGAUUUCAAGCGAACCCCGAACGCGUGGCGGUUCCUUUGAGCGGCCCCGGUGGUAAAAUCGCCAUAUUCGAAUUGAGCAAAACCGGAAGACUGCCCGACGGUGUUAUUCCUGCUUUAGUGCACGGUAACAGCAUCAUGGACUUCACAUGGGAUCCUUUCGAUACUCGAAGAUUAGCCGUAGCCUGCGAUGAUGGUACCGUAAAAUUAUGGAGAAUACCCGAAGGCGGUCUCAAAGAACCAACCAACGAAACUGAAAAAGAAUUUGUCGCCCAUUCCGAUAAGAUUUACUUCAUCAAAUUUCAUCCCACCGCUAAGGACGUGCUGGCUUCAGGUUCUUACGAUGCGACGAUAAAAUUGUGGGAUUUGGCGACGCUGAGCGAGAAGAUCGUUUUGAACGGCCCGGCCGAUCAAAUUUUCAGCUUCGCUUGGUCGCCGUGCGGAUCUUUCUGCGCCACCGUGAGCAAAGAUAGCAAAAUUCGCGUGUAUAAACCGCGCGCCGGCGAGAACGCCUUGCGCGAGGGCAAAGGUCCCGAAGGGAACAGAGGCGCCAGGAUAACGUGGGCGCUCGACGGGCACUUUAUUGUCGUCACUGGUUUCGAUAAAGUGUCCGAGAGGCAGAUUACGGCUUACCGAUCGGAUAAUUUGGACAGUCCGCUCAACACUCAAAGUCUGGACGUUUCGCCGGCCAUUUUGAUACCGUUUUACGACGAGGAUAGCUCGACGCUGUUUGUUACAGGAAAAGGCGAUUCGACAAUUUAUGCGUUCGAAAUAACCGAAGAGCAUCCUUAUAUCUGCGCUUUGAGCCAUCACAGAUGUAACACAUUGCACCAAGGUUUGUCAUUUUUACCCAAGAACGCGUGCGACGUUGCCAACGUGGAAUUUGCCAAGGCUUUCAGGCUCACUAACAAUUCGAUCGAACCUCUCUCGUUUACAGUACCUAGGUUAAAAACGGAGCUAUUCCAGGACGAUCUGUUUCCACCGACGAGAAUCACGUGGAGUCCGACGAUGAGCUCUUCCGAGUGGUUCGGCGGCAAAGAGAAAGCACCGGCUAAAGUAAGCUUGCAACCAUCGGGCAUGGAGCUAUUGUCCGAGUGUCAGGGCCAGCCGAAUAGCGAAAGAACGAUAAAUAAAUCGGCAUCGAGCCCUUUCAUCGGCCUCAGCCAUGGAAGAGUCGGCUGGGACGUCGAUUCUAGCGACGUCAAGUGCAAGCAAGAUGAGAUAAAGAAAUCGGUGAGUAGUAAGCUCCAAUUCAACAUGGCGCUGGAACAGGACGCUAUGGAAGGAGUGGACGAAAAAGAAUGGGUAGAAUAA
Molecule: messenger RNA, 3660 nt
Organism: Phyllotreta striolata
Lineage: Eukaryota; Metazoa; Arthropoda; Insecta; Coleoptera; Chrysomelidae
Source: the annotation of a GenBank genome assembly